Ctenocephalides felis (cat flea) is the source of this 1635-nucleotide messenger RNA. RefSeq names its product zinc finger protein 556-like. Lineage: Eukaryota; Metazoa; Arthropoda; Insecta; Siphonaptera; Pulicidae. Gene Ontology annotation, molecular function: transcription corepressor activity. Gene Ontology annotation, biological process: negative regulation of DNA-templated transcription; regulation of transcription by RNA polymerase II. Bases 1 to 1635 code for a protein of 544 amino acids. The transcript has 10 exons. Gene Ontology annotation, cellular component: transcription regulator complex; histone deacetylase complex. The record is from RefSeq and is a predicted model, not a curated record.
AUGUCCACUAUGUGCAGCAAAGUUUUUGGAAACGCUUCUGCUCUGGCAAAGCACAAACUGACACAUAGUGAUGAACGCAAAUACGUUUGUACUAUGUGCGCUAAAGCAUUCAAAAGACAAGACCAUCUAAAUGGUCAUAUGUUAACGCACCGGAACAAGAAACCCUAUGAAUGUAAGGCUGAAGGUUGCGGCAAAUCCUACUGCGAUGCACGGUCCUUGCGGCGUCAUCGCGAGAACCAUCAUGGUUCCUCAACGGCAACAGAUGGUUCAAGUGGAAACCAGAGUGCGGUUAGCGGCAGCAACACCAGCAGCAGCAAUAAUAACAAUAGUGCUUCCAAUGCCGAGACCGCGGCGGGAUCGCCUUCCGCCGCGAGCUCAUUAUCCCCAUCCACAGCAUCAGGUGAUGCAUCAUCACCUCAUGGUUCUUCUUGCAUCCAGUACGUGGCUUCUCCAACUCAGUCUGGUCAUCGGACAGCAACAGUAAGCCACCGCAGCAGCACAAAUCAUACACAUUCACGUAGUAAUUCCACAAGCUCGACAGCAAUUAGUGCUGGCGCAGGCAAUGAAGGUUUAACAACGCAGCAAUUAGAACUUAUAAGCCAAAUUAUGCAGCAGACAAAGCAGCAGUCAUUACAGCAGCAAAAUAUUAAUAGAAACAACAAACCUCCAAGAACGUGGAAUAUGCAGACACAAUUGCAGCAAUCACAGAAAAAAACAAAUAAUGUGACAUCAACAACCGCCGUCACAAGUACCAACAUAGCAACAGUGAAAAUAUCCAACGGCAGCAAUGGCAACAGCGUUCAUAGCAGUGUUUCUGAUGCUAAUAAAUCAGGAACUGUUGAUCAGUUAGAACCGAAACCGGUUGAAUGCAAUUUAUGUCAUCGGAAGUUUAAAAAUAUACCAGCUCUCAACGGACAUAUGAGAUUGCAUGGAGGUUAUUUCAAAAAGGAUUCUGAUAACAAAAAACCCGAUAAAAAAGAAUCAGCAUUGCCUCCAUUACAAACUGCAAGUCAAAGUGUUCGUGCUCUGAUAGAAGAAAAAAUUAUAAGCAGACAACAGCGCAGUACUGUUACAACACCCACAUCUACAACACCUCAGGUGCAGCAGGUUGCCCGUCAGCAGGUUCAACAGAUAAUAAAUCGCAGCAGUGAUUUUGCUGUACCUGCGACUCCUCCAAGAAGAAGUUCAGAAGGAGAGGCGCAAUACACUGAACCUACCACUACGACAACAAACAAUGGAAAGGACGCCACACUUAUAGAACUCCUCAAACGAGGAACCAAGCUCCAAGUAAAAAGAUCUCUGUCAGACUCUGGUGCAUCAGCUUCCGUCCAACUUAAUCUGCAGCAAACAAAUACAACAACUGCCAAUGUUACAGCAGGAGAAGUAUUUACAUUAGCCUAUCAAAAUCCAACCACUGGAAGUACUAAUACUUUUUACACCGCUGGUGAUGAGGUAUAUGUCCAAGAUACUGCGAUGCUACUUCAGGCGGUGAAUUCCAUUCAGUUAUUGCAGCAGGAAACAGAUUCCGAAGAGCAGGAGACCUUACAAGAUAUAGCGAGUUUAGAAGAUUAUGCUGCAGUUUCUGCUGAUCUCGAUGUCCAAAGCCCUGAAGGUAAUAAAAUAGUUUCAGUAUAA